Seminavis robusta is the source of this 789-nucleotide messenger RNA. NCBI's taxonomy places the organism in Eukaryota, Bacillariophyta, Bacillariophyceae, Naviculales, Naviculaceae. The record is from the annotation of a GenBank genome assembly.
AUGUUUCUCUCCAAGCUUGCUCUUCAGAAUACUACCAAGUCGGUGGUACGGACCCAAGUCCGUCGUGCUGGCGACAAGGCCUUUCACAUCAACACAUCCUACAACAACCAGACGACACAUUUCGAUUUCACACCCGAAAACUACAAGCGUGUUAAGGCUCUGUUGCAAAAGUAUCCCGACAAUUACAAACAGGCCGCCAUGAUCCCCUUGUUGGAUUUGGCCCAGCGACAAUACGGAGGAUGGCUCCCACUGGCCGCCAUGAACAAGGUCGCUCAAGUCUGCGAAGUGGCACCCGUCCGUGUCUACGAAGUCGCCAGUUUCUACACCAUGUUUCAUCGAACACCCGUCGGAACCUACUUUUUGCAAGUCUGCGGUACCACUCCCUGCAUGAUUUGCGGAUCGGAAGAAAUCAUGGCAACCAUCCAAGACGAGUUGGGAAUCAAAAAUGGAGAAACCACUGCGGAUGGCAUGUUCUCUCUCCUCGAAGUAGAGUGCUUGGGCGCUUGUGCCAAUGCACCCAUGUUGCAAAUGAAUGAUGAUUACUACGAAUGUUUGACACCCCAAUCGGUACGGGAUCUAUUGCAGGCAUGUCGCGACAAUAAGGAUAUCUCCCAACAAGCCAUCCCCAUGGGAAAAUGGGGCAGUCUCCCCAUGAAUGGACAAGUUAGUUGCGAAGGGCCCCUUGGAAAGACUAGUUUGGAUACCAUUGAGCCACCCAAGUUUGAUCGAUCAAAGUUUGACGCCGGUGAUGUGGACCCUGCCAGUGUCAAAAAGCACAUGUCAUAUUAG